Molecule: messenger RNA, 1392 nt
Organism: Diabrotica virgifera virgifera (western corn rootworm)
Lineage: Eukaryota; Metazoa; Arthropoda; Insecta; Coleoptera; Chrysomelidae
Product: lipase 3-like
Exons: 4
Coding region: 29-1357 (442 amino acids)
Biological process (GO): lipid metabolic process
Molecular function (GO): hydrolase activity, acting on ester bonds
Source: RefSeq, a predicted model, not a curated record
CCUAUUAGAUUACUUCUAAAUUAAAAAAAUGUUUCUAACGAAGCAGUUGUUUUUGAUUUUUGCUCUUCUCUAUACUGCCAAAGCCGGUAUUGCCCUGGAUGAAGUUGCCACUAAUUUAGUGGAUGGGCUAAAAACUGACGCUAGUGCUAUUCAAAUUUUACUUAACUCUGCUGUUGCUCUCGGCAUAGAGACAAGAGGAGAUAUUUUUAAGACUUUAUUGGAUUUGAAACUGGAAAACUUUGGGACACAAAAACGCGUUUCAGCAACAGAACUAAUUCAAAAUGAAGGAUAUCCCGUAGAAAGUUAUUAUUUGACUACAUCCGAUGGGUAUAUUUUAAACAUAUUCAGAAUACCUUAUGGAAAAAGUGGCAAAAAACUUAAUAAGGUAGUAUAUAUACAACAUGGCUUUCUUGCAUCUUCCGAUGAUUGGGUACUGAUGGGUUCCAAAAGAGGUUUGGCCUAUAUCCUGGCCGAUGAAGGUUAUGACGUUUGGUUAGGCAAUUGCAGGGGCAACUUUUAUUCAAGGAACCAUACUCAAUGGAAUCCAGAUAAAGACCCGCAGUUUUGGCAAUUCAGUUGGCAUCAAAUAGGUACUACUGAUAUACCAGCAAUGAUUGAUUUUAUUAUUGAGAUAACUGGAGUUACUAAAUUGUAUCAUGUAGGACACUCCCAAGGUACUACCUCUUUUUACGUCAUGGCUUCAAUGAGACCAGAAUAUAAUGCCAAAAUAGCACACCAUAUCAGUUUAGCACCCAUAGCCUACAUGAAUCAUUUAUUUAGUCCGUUAGUGAGAGCUCUGGCGCUAAAUUAUUUACUUGGUAGCUUUACGUUGGAGUCACUGAGUAAGAACGAAUUUUUACCUAGUUCAGGAUUCCUCAAUAUGUUAACAGAUAGUGUCUGUUCUGAAGGUGUAGGACAAGUAUUGUGUAAAAAUGCUCUUUUUGCGCUGACGGGAUUCAGUCCUAACCAAAUGAACGUUUCGGAUAUACCGCUGAUUAUGGCUAAUUAUCCAGCUGGUGCAGCCACAAAACAACUUGCACAUUAUCUCCAACUGACCAAUUCCGGUCGAUUUUGCCAGUAUGACUUUGCAAUCUUAAAAAACAAAGAACAUUAUGGCCAGAUUAUACCUCCAGAUUAUGACUUAUCUAAAAUUGCAGCCCCUCUUACUUUGAUAUACAGUUCCAAUGAUUGGUUGGCUGCCGUAGUAGAUGUGGAAAGAUUGGCGAAGCAAUUACCAAACCUGAAGGAGAGUUACAGAGUACCACUAGUAACUUGGAAUCAUAUCGAUUUUCUUUUCGGAAAAGACGCCCCAACGCUAGUUUACGACAAAGUUGUAAGUAUACUCACACAAAAUUGAUAAAAAAAAGUUCCUAAUAAAUUCAUAAUAAAAAA